This is a messenger RNA of Lodderomyces theae, 1248 nucleotides long. RefSeq lists its product as uncharacterized. NCBI's taxonomy places the organism in Eukaryota, Fungi, Ascomycota, Pichiomycetes, Serinales, Debaryomycetaceae. The transcript has a single exon. The record is from RefSeq and is a predicted model, not a curated record. Bases 1 to 1248 code for a protein of 415 amino acids.
AUGGUCUCCGUCAUUGGUAUCUUUAUCAUCUUGGGUCUCCCAAUUAGACUUCUUUGGACUGCCAUUAAAUACCCAUUCGACGGCGGGGCAAAGGGUAAAUACCACAACAGUCUCGCAAAGGCCUUGAAGUUGGCAAUAUGCAAAUUUGCAAUAUCAUUGUCGGUGGAGGAUAGUUCAGUGUUGGCUUUAGUCAAAACAAACUUUGUCAUCAACACAAUCGUCAAGACACUUUACCCCAGUUUAACCAAAUUGAACAACUAUGGGAAAAGGUACGAUGAGCAAAGUAUUUGGCUUGUAGAAGCUGACAACCGAACCAAGUCAGACCCAAUUAUAAUCUUUUGUCAUGGGGGUGGGUUCUUUUUGGAGACGCAGCCUCAACAUAUUGAAUCUUUAUUGAGCAUGUAUUACUUACUUGAGGAAGUUAAGAGAGAAAGGACGUCAAUUUUGGUGCUUGAAUACGGCUUGGCUUGCCAUGGACAUCUUAUUGGAACUCAAGUUCAUGAACUAGCUGCAACAUAUUCAAAGUUGGCUUUGGAAGGUAAUGACAACUUUGUUUUGAUGGGGGAUUCGUGUGGUGGUAACUUGGCCAUUGUGUUUUUGCAGCUCUUGAAGCAAGAGCAAAAAAUGCCACAGCUUCCUUGGCCCAAGUCGUUAGUGUUGAUUUGUCCGUGGAUAAAAAUUGUUCCCGACAAAGACCAACUUACACCAGGUCAUUCUUACCAUGACAAUCUCAAGUACGACAUGGUUCUGGAAAACUUUAUGCUUGAUCCGAAACGUCAAGUUGCCUUGUUUGGAAACAAGGACUAUGCCGAUCUUUUCAUUUCACCUGGAAAUGUGCCAUAUAAAGCUAGUGAUUGGAGUGACAUUCCAACAUUACACAACAAAGGGUACUCCACGUUUGUUAUAACAGGUGAACACGAAGUGUUUCGUGAUGAUGCGUUAGAGUGGGCCAGGUAUGCGCUAGGUUCACCAUUGCAGCCCCCUUCUCAAGAUUCAGGUGGUGGGUUCAAGCCUUUUGUACACGAGUUUGAGACUAGUGGUAGUGACGGUGCGUACAUUGAUGUUGUGGUUGAGCCGUGGGGUAUACACGAAUCAGCCAUUUUUUUCGAACAUAAUGCUGCUGGUUUAGUAAAGAGUCAUCCACAAGUACAAUUGAAGGAUUUAGACCCAGUAGAGUAUUUCGGGAUAGUGAGAAUUACAGAGUUCUUGAACAGGACUCUAGUUGUCUCGCAAGAGGAUGAAGAUUAG